Drosophila sulfurigaster albostrigata is the source of this 1649-nucleotide messenger RNA. RefSeq names its product prolyl 4-hydroxylase subunit alpha-1-like. The record is from RefSeq and is a predicted model, not a curated record. Gene Ontology annotation, molecular function: iron ion binding; protein binding; procollagen-proline 4-dioxygenase activity. Gene Ontology annotation, biological process: peptidyl-proline hydroxylation to 4-hydroxy-L-proline. NCBI's taxonomy places the organism in Eukaryota, Metazoa, Arthropoda, Insecta, Diptera, Drosophilidae. Bases 155 to 1582 code for a protein of 475 amino acids. Gene Ontology annotation, cellular component: endoplasmic reticulum. The transcript is spliced from 6 exons.
AGUGUCCAGUGAUUUUACAGCUUGCCACAAAGAAUGACGUGUUUUUUUAUUUCGACUCAGCAUUUUCGUCUUCAUCUCUCACUCAGUCAUCGGCAUAGAGAUCAAUGAGGAAGCAAAAGACCCAAAUUAUCUCUACAGCACAUCAGUUGCCAGUAUGGCAAAGUUAUUACAAAUGGAAAAUAAGUUGUUGACUCAGCUUAAAAGCUACGCGAAGCUCAUGCAACAGAAGUUGGAUAUGAUCAACCUCUAUCAAGAAAUGCUUCAUCGUCCUGCAAUGAUCGAUGUCGAGAGUCAAGAACAAUAUGUUUCCAAUCCAUUAAAUGCAUAUGGAUUGUUGCGAAGACUGCACCAAGAUUGGCCCAAGUGGUUAUCCUAUUUAGACACUCGAGAGCUGAUCGAGCAAAUGCAGCAGCAGCUGAAGAAGGCGCCGAGUGAAAAGGAUCUACACUUGGCAACCGAUGGAUUGCUGCGCAUUGAGAGCUUUUACGAUCUAGAGGCAUCGCACAUGGCCAAGGGAUUAAUCCUGGAUAAGCAAUACAACUCUUAUUUGAAUCCAGCUGAUUGCAUGGCUCUGGGCAAUCAUCUGUUGAAUCUCACAGAGUACUCCAAGUCCACACAUUGGUUCCGCACUGCAUUGCGCAACUACAAACAGCCCUAUGGGAAAUUAUAUAACCAAGUGUUGGGAUUAAAACGCAUUAAAUUGGCUCGAGCAUAUGCACUGGCCAUUGCCAGAGAUAUGGCAGAUAAUAUGCUCGACGAUUUGGUGUUCAAGGCAAGCAAUGAGAAAAUCAAGAAACUAACGAAGGAGUAUCUUGACGCCGACGAACAGAUUUUCAUCAACGCACGUGCUAAGCAUAAACCAAAACCCACUGCCAUGCAACUUGGAUGUCGUGGACUCUGGGAGAAGCCAAAGCCACAUCGAUUGACUUGCAGAUAUUCGCAGGCAGACAGCGCGUUUCUGCGCCUGGCUCCGCUUAAAGAGGAAACCCUGAGCACUCAGCCACUCAUCAUUCUCCUUCAUCAAGUGCUGUCCGACAGCGAAGUGAGGUCCCUGAAAAACUUGUCGCUAUAUCGCACAUCCAGAGAUUUUACCAAGCAAAGUGUGAAACUAUUCCCCUUGGAGGAGACUCAAGCGUCGUUGCAACGUCAACUGAAUCGGCGAAUAAUGCACAUAUUGGGCGUUGGUCCAACGGAUCACAGUUUACAUGUUUACAACUAUGGACUCGGAGGCUACUUGCAGAGAAAUUCCAAAUCGACUUGUCGUGGACCCCCAAAAAAAAAACAAAGCUCAAGAAAUCAGCCAACGCAGCAGAAAUCAAUGUUCAGGAACGUUGCCACAGCAAACACAUUGCCACAAGCCAGCGAUGUACCGCUAGGUGGCGCCACAAUAUUUCCCAAGCUGCAAUUGCUCGUGCAGCCGAAGAAAGGAAACGUCUUAGUCUGGAUAAAUCGCGACAACGAGAAGAGACCAGAGAAACUAGCCGAACAUGCAGUCUGUCCGGUUGUCAUGGGUUCCCGAUGGGUCAUGUCAAAUUGCAUAGCUGCCGGACUGGAGAUGCUAAAGCAGCCGUGUCUGGCCUGAAAGUCUCGCCAUUAGAAUAUGUAAGAGCAAAGCUAAUAAAACAGCAAGCGCAGAAGCGCCUACAAAA